Molecule: messenger RNA, 3879 nt
Organism: Planococcus citri (citrus mealybug)
Lineage: Eukaryota; Metazoa; Arthropoda; Insecta; Hemiptera; Pseudococcidae
Product: tyrosine-protein kinase transmembrane receptor Ror-like
Exons: 15
Coding region: 229-2802 (857 amino acids)
Biological process (GO): positive regulation of phosphatidylinositol 3-kinase/protein kinase B signal transduction; positive regulation of kinase activity; protein phosphorylation
Cellular component (GO): plasma membrane; signaling receptor complex
Molecular function (GO): ATP binding; Wnt-protein binding; transmembrane receptor protein tyrosine kinase activity
Source: RefSeq, a predicted model, not a curated record
GACGAUGCGUGCAUAGUGCACUAGCACUACUCGCGAACGUGGCAGUGGCAGUGAGUCAUUGCUCCUCGUGCGUCAAGGUUUUGUCAGCUUUCGUGGUUAAUUUCGAUACCACACAUUAACGCGUAUAGUAUACGUUCGUUCGAUUUGUAAUAAUUGUGGUAAUUAGGCCUACGUGCGUUACGUUUUUAUUAUUAAUUUUAUUUUUAUCAAUAUGUAGAAGUUCGGAAUAUGUAUCAUUGGUUAAUCAUUAUCGUUCAUGUGGGUAGCAUUUUGGCGCGAAAUUUCCAAUUACCAAAUGAUUUCUCAGAUUCUGAUGAUGACGAAGUGGCUGCUAAUAUUGAUGAUUACGGGUCUGUGGAUGAAUCAGAAAAUUAUGAUGAUGAUAUUAGGCUACACAAUAAUGAAAAUACCACAUCACAAAAUAUCUCAGAUUCAUUACGAUUUAUUCGAGAGCUGAAGAAUAUUACCCGCACUUCUGGUGAAACGGUGAAAUUAACCUGCGAAGUGCACACAGAUCCAUUAUUAGUCGAAAUCAGAUGGUUCAAAAAUGACGUACCAAUAUUAAUUAAACGAAAAUCGAGAAUCACAGAGAAGAACACGAUUGGAAAACAAAGGACAUCUCUUAUAUCUCGUCUCAAAAUUGCAAAUUUAGAAGUUCACGAUAGUGGUUUUUAUAAAUGUACUGCUACGAAUAAUGUUAUUUCAAAAUCUUCUACAGGGAUUUUGAAUGUUAAACCUGGUCAGUGGGGACAGAAUUCUGGAUCUCAUGAUUUACCGGACUUUGAACCGUCGAUUCCAAAUUUUCAAACAAUCCUGAAAUCACCAAACAUCAAUAUUAUAAACAAGAACUUCAACUUGAACGGUAACAUGGGUGCAAACGCAGCUCCUCCAAAUUUCAAUAUUGGGCCCAUCUAUCCUUAUCCUGUAUGUGAACCGUAUCGAGGAACAUACUGUAAGAAAUAUCUCGGCGAAAAUAACGUAUUUAUACCAGCCAAUGUAUCCCAAGUUCUUAUAGAGGCGAAGAUUGCAGAUGCCUUCAAAGUCAUCAACCACUCGGACGAUUUAUCAAAAUCGUGCGAAAUGUUCGCUAUCCCAACGCUUUGUUAUUUUGCUCUUCCUCUUUGUAAACAUUCGAAAAUACCAACGCCAGAAUUCAUAUGUCAGCAGGACUGUAAAAUUUUGGAAGAUGACAUUUGUAAAAUAGAAUACGCUAUAGCCAAGCGUCAUAAUUUAAUUGGUAAAAGAUUUGCUAUGCCGGAUUGCGUUGGACUUCCGUUAUUUGAUUGUCGAAGUUUAGGAUUACCCCAACCAGAGCAAAAUAAAAACGAUCAUUGUUAUUGGGGCGAUGGUUCAAAAUAUCGAGGAGUCGUAGACGAAACUGAAUCAGGAAAUAAAUGCAUACCGUGGAAUCAAGCUGCUCAUCGUAUUACAAUCGAGACUCCUGAAUUAAUCGGUGGCCAUAAUUAUUGUCGAAAUCCGGGUCAGGAACGUAAAAGACCCUGGUGUUACACGGCGGAUAAGAAAGAAGAAGCGUGUAACAUUCCUGAAUGCAUUGAUAAUACCAGUCUUCAAAAUACGAUAAUAGCUGUCUGUGGGUUGGUGACUUUUCUAUUUUUCAUAAUAUGCUACGUGUGUUGUACUCGAAGACGAGCGCGUAGAAAGAAACGCGAACAAAUUAUCUCAAAUAAAUUCAAGAUGUCUCCUGGCAAAACAAACAUCGUUAAAAUGAAACCCGGAAGCGAUUGUAACGUCAACAGCAGUAAACUAGAGAUGUCUUCUUUGAUUCCUACAUCUGCGAACUCUAGUCAAAAAUCAGAACGUCGUCCUCCAGCUGCCAAAGUAUUCGAGUUCGACUUCUCCGCCAUUAAAUUUGAAGAAGAGCUCGGCGAAGGAGCUUUUGGUAAAGUAUACAAAGGAGAAGUAAUCACACCAACUGGCGACAGGAUGAUGGUAGCGAUUAAAACGCUUAAGGAGAACGCGAAUUCUAAGACUGUUGGCGAAUUCAAAAGAGAAGUCGAACUCAUGUCUGAGUUACGUCAUCCAAAUAUCAUCAGCCUUUUGGGAGUUUGCAUGUCGAAAAGACUCUGUAUGUUGUUUGAAUUCAUGUCGUGUGGUGAUCUACAUGAAUAUCUUAUUGGACAUUCGCCUAAUCAAGACGUACCUCGUAAUAACAUGGAACCUAUUCUAGAACAGGAGGAUUUACUCAAUAUUGCUAUUCAAAUAGCAGCUGGAAUGGAGUACCUUUGUAAUCAACAUUUCGUGCAUAGGGAUCUGGCCACUCGUAAUUGCCUAGUUGGUCAUAAUUUAAUGGUAAAAAUAUCCGAUUUUGGACUCUCCAGAGAUGUGUACUCGUCUGACUAUUACAGAGUUCAAAAAUCAGCAUUGUUACCAAUUAGAUGGAUGUCUCCGGAAUCCAUUUUAUACGGUAAAUUUACCGUAGAAUCGGACAUUUGGAGUUUCGGGGUUGUCCUAUGGGAAAUCUAUAGCUACGGAUUACAGCCAUACUUUGCGCAUAAUAAUCAAGACGUUGUUGAUAUGAUUCGAUCUCAUCAAGUCCUGUCUUCGCCAGAAGGUUGUCCGCCAAGAAUGUAUGCUCUUAUGAUUGAAUGCUGGAAUCAAGUACCUAGUCGAAGACCUCAGUUUGCUGAAAUACAUUCUCGACUUGUUCAAUGGCGUGACACUUGCAGUAGCAGUGAUAAAACUGAUUCUACUCAGCUGUCUCAUAAUCCGCAUAAGAUUCAACAUCACCAUCAUCACCAUCAUGGUUACCCAGCCUCUGUUCAUGGUAUGAUAAUGAAAUAAAUAUGAGAGUGAUUUUUAAUUUUUUUUAAUGUGUUGUGUAAAAUCAGCGAUAAGACUAUUCUCGACGUAUGAUUUUUUUUUAAUUCGAUUGUGUUGAUAAAUUAUGCCUAUUAAGUUCCUUAAUGAUUGCAUUUUAGUUUUUAUUCGCCCUAUCUGGUUAUAGGUUACGAUUUUUUAUUUUAAAAAAUUGGUGUUAUUGCAAGCUUUUUGUCAACGUAAUACGUAGAUUUGUAUAUCAUUUUUGAUAUUUUUCCAGACAGCUCGAUUUUAAAUGGUACCUACUCCGUAAAUUGCACUAUUUUUUAGUUUCAGUUACCUCAUCUCUUUGUGUUUUUGCAUUAUUUUUUAUCAUUUUGUGAAUAUUUUUAACGGUUUUUAUCUUUAUAUUUUUUUUAUGUUUUCAUAUUCAUUUUUUUAUUCAUCGGACGAAUGAAAUACUUCAUUAUUUAUAUACUCGUACUUUUGUGAAAUACUUUCGUUGUUAAUUCAACUUUCGAAUGUGUUCGUUCUCGUAAAAACUCAAUUCAAAUCAAUGCAUCUUCAUUUUUAUACGUUUUUAUAUAUUAGAAAAUAAUUAAUACGUGUAGAUCUUGUAUCAUGUUGCUGAAGUAACAUUCGAACUUUCUAAAAAAAAGAAAAAUCUUCUAUACUGAUUAAUCAUACCUUUAGUUCAUAAUACUCCGCAAAAUUGAGUAUCACUUUGUUUAGUUGUUCACUUUCACAGUUUUAAUUUCAACAUUUUUGUUUCCUGUGAACGUGAUUUUCCUAUAGGUUACCAAAGAUGCAUUUUUUAAAUACCGAGUCCAUCUCGUGAGAUCAUUAUUGGAAAUCGUCAAAAUUUUUCUCAUCAGUCGAUGUGGCCAAUUACAGAGUUUUUCUCUUUAUGUUAAUUGAAUAAGCUAAGUAUAUUUUAAAGCAGAAACUCGAUGGUUGAAAUCAUUUUUUUGUGUAUUAUUGGAAUAGAUUUUUUUGUUUUAAUAGUUUUUUCGAUAAUACUAGUCAAGUGUGGCCAUUUAUACGAUAUUACCUAUAAUUAUGUGUAAGCAAUACUUUUUAAAUAAAAAUUGGACAGUUGUA